AUCGGGCUAUGUAAUUGUUUGAUUUUUAAUGCAUUUCCUGGUGUCAGAAUAUAUUUUCCAUAUGGCUAAUUCGCCCUAUUUUCCCCAAUUCUUAUUCGCCGUUUGUUUUGGCUAUUAAGCUAAUUCGCCGAGGUGUUGCAAAACAGCUGAAUGUGACAUUUCAACCGAACGCGUAUUUGAAAUGUGUUUACAUUUGUGAAAUAUUGUACAAAAACUCAGAUAAUAAACAAUGAAAUUUAAUUUGGAUCAGAAACUAAGCGUGUUACCGCUCAACAUAAUUGAAGAAAACACAUUUCAAAAAUGCUUACUGCCUAAAGACAUUUUUAUUAAAUACGGCAUUCGUGCAGGGGCUUGGAUGAAAUGUUGUAUUGAAGUAACGAGCUCUAACACCGGCUAUUUCCUAUGCCAAGUUUAUCCACGAGACAUCAAUAUAAAUUGCUGCUACUUAGACGAUGUUGUAGGGACAGCAACUCAUUUAGAAAGCGGAUGUAGUUUAUAUAGCUUAGAAACAAUAGAUUGUCAAGAAGAUGAUAAGCAACAGGUUACUAUAACUUUGGAAAUCACGGAAAGCUUCUUCAAAAGUCGUCUGCGCAAGUUGUCUUACAGCAUGUUAGCUAUCGCCAUGAAGCAGAUAUUAACACCACUUAAUUUGGUUGUAGGAGGUGUGGUGCGCACGAAAAGUGCUGCAAAUUUAGGAAUAUCUGCUAUCUAUAUUGACGGUUGUAUUGAUACAAAUGAAAAUACAAUUUUCCAAUUGGAUAGUGGAACAAAUUUGUGUAUUAACAAUUUAUAUAUUAGUGCCAAACUGAAUGCAACAGAAGUUAUACCAUUUUUCAAACAUGGUUACGAAUUAGUUUGGAAAGAAAUUGAGGAUAUUUUGUGUAACAGCAAGUUACGUGAUACGCAAAUCAAAUCCAAUAGUAUACGUCCGCAUCUUAAUGCGCUAUUGAUCGGUCCACCAGGUUGUGGUAAAACUGCAUUGCUGAAUACAUUUAUAGACGAGCAUAAAUGCAAUUGCUUUCACAUAUCCACGGAAAAUAUCUUACACGAGUAUCCUGGGGAGGCCGAAGCACAAUUGCGCAAAGAAUUCGAAAAUGCCUUAUAUUUAACAAAAGAUUUGAAAUCUAAAAAUCCAACGGUAAUUAUCUUCGAAAAUAUUGAUUUAUUAUGUCCCGUCGCAAAUAAUGCAUCCACCACAGAUGCAGGCAACUCAAAUCGUAUAUGCGUGCAAUUGGUUAAGUUACUCGACGAGCUGCAUAAUUCUAAUGCUAGCAUACUAUGUAUAGCGACUUCAUCAAAUCCAAGUGCUAUAAAUGCCAGCUUACGACGACCUGGACGUUUCCAACAUGAAAUAACCAUUGACUGGCCGAAUGAGCAGACACGCAAGAAUUUGUUUAAUGCAAUGUUCGAAUUCAGUCAGUCAAAACCAUUUCUGAAGCCGAAGCAACUUGAUGCGGAACUGCUUGACUUAGUUGGGAAACGUACACAAGGUUUUGUGGCAGGAGAUUUGGCACUAUUGGUGCAAAAUAUAGAACAAAAUCAAGUGAAGCAAGUAAAAGAAUACGACAUUGGUCAUUUUGUAAAAUCAGCGCUGAAUAACGUAAGACCCGCUGCGGUGCAUAGUGCCGAUGUAAGAGUAUAUAAAUUUGUGGAUGGUUUCGAAACUAUCGGUGGUAUGGAUAAGCUGAAACGUACAUUGGAAGUUAGCAUUUUAGCGGGGCUGCGUAAACAAGAAAAGUUCAAACAAUUUGGACUAAAAUUACCAAAAGGUUUACUGCUAUAUGGUCCACCGGGUUGUGCGAAAACCACCUUUGCGAAAUGUCUUGCCAAAGAAGCCGAUAUGACUUUUAUAUCAAUCUCGAGCGCUGAUGUUUACUCGCCUUACGUUGGUGCAGCGGAGAAAUUUAUCGUACGCAUUUUUGAUACCGCACGAAAAAAUGCACCUUGCCUUAUAUUUUUCGAUGAAAUUGACACGCUUGCCGGUCGACGUCCCAUUAACUCGAAUAGCUCAAGUGACGUACAGGUUCGCAUACUAUCAACACUAUUGACUGAAAUGGAUGGCGUUAUAGAUGGCACGGACGAGAACAACCAGCAAAUACUUGUCGUUGCAGCUAGUAAUCGACCAGAUAUGAUUGAUGAUGCUUUAUUACGGCCGGGACGUUUAAGUAAACAUAUAUAUGUGCCAUCACCGGAUUUGCCGUCACGCAUAUCAAUUUUGCAGUUAAUUGCCAAACGUAUGCCGUUUGCAGAUGAUAUUAAUGUAACUGAAAUUGCCGAGGCAACAGCACUUUAUACAGGUGCCGAUAUGUGUAAUCUAUGUAAUGAGGCUGCUUUGCUGGCUUUUGAGAGACUGAGUGUUGAAACUAGCGAAAAUGAUUAUAAAAUUAGUGCAAAAGAGUUCGAUUUAGCUCUCAAGAAUUCUAAAUCUUCACUCUCGACAAAUCAAUUAAGUUUAUAUGCGAAAUUUCAAAAGCAAAUUGAGGCGAAAUCAUGAUAACAGUGUUAUAUACUUGCUUUAACAGACAUUUAUGUAAAUAUCUACUUUGGUAUAUAAACUAAAUGAGUGAAAGUGAGCUCAGUUCACUACGUCUUGCAUGAUAAUUAAUUUAAUUUUUUUGUGUUGUUUAUUUAACCUUUACAAAUAUUAGAAAUUAAAAAAAUAUUUUAUCGAACCAAACCUAAA
Messenger RNA from Zeugodacus cucurbitae (melon fly), 2683 nucleotides. RefSeq names its product ribosome biogenesis protein SPATA5L1. Bases 230 to 2494 code for a protein of 754 amino acids. The transcript is spliced from 5 exons. NCBI's taxonomy places the organism in Eukaryota, Metazoa, Arthropoda, Insecta, Diptera, Tephritidae. The record is from RefSeq and is a predicted model, not a curated record. Gene Ontology annotation, molecular function: ATP binding; ATP hydrolysis activity.